This is a messenger RNA of Caenorhabditis bovis, 684 nucleotides long. Lineage: Eukaryota; Metazoa; Nematoda; Chromadorea; Rhabditida; Rhabditidae. The record is from the annotation of a GenBank genome assembly.
AUGCGAUCGGACGCCGAAGAAGGUCAACUCUCGUCGAGCUCUGAAAGCACCGUCCCAGCGGCGUAUAAAAAAAUUGAAAAAGCGGCGACGAGCUCGAGCUCGACGACGUGGAGCUCGUCGUGCUCUGAUAGUGAUUGGCGCGAUGGGCGCGAUCAUCAGCGAAAACGGCGGCGGCGAAUCAAGCGGCGAAAAGAUCGGCCGAUGUUUCCGAAAAAGGAUGAGCAGCUGAAAAAAUCGUCGUCAUUUACGGGACGACGCGAUCGAAAAUUGCCGACGACACGAAAACGAGCGCGACGCUGCAGCAGCAGCAGCUGCGACAGCUCGCCGACGGUGGUAGUGCGACGAGUGAGGCGGCGAUUCAAAUGCGAGAUUUGUGAUCACGUGAAUUUCAGCUUGAAGGGAUUUGUGCAUCACGGAAUGACCGAGCACAAUUUGGGUGUCACAUGUCACGUGUGCCGAAUGAUGUUCGCGAAGCGCGGACAAUGGAUGAACCACUACGCCGAGCAUCAUCCCGAUGAAGCGGUUCAGUGCAUUUAUUGCAAGGCGAAGUUCGAGAAGCCCGAUCGAAUGAGCGAGAAGCGUUGGGAAUUUGUGCACCAGCACAUUUACGGCGAAAUAUUCUAUUCGAGACUCGCCGAAUUUGAGGAAACGCAGCUCUCGCCGCUCGAAAAUCCGUUUGAAUAA